Molecule: messenger RNA, 345 nt
Organism: Ectocarpus siliculosus
Lineage: Eukaryota; Phaeophyceae; Ectocarpales; Ectocarpaceae
Source: the annotation of a GenBank genome assembly
AUGAUCGGCGCCAUCAAGACAUCUAUCCUGUCUGCACCGGCGGGUGCCGACAAGACGACGAAGAGGGGCUACGAUUUUGUGGCGGGGAUGGUGGGAGGCACGCUGGCGACGAUAGCCAACACGCCGUUUGACGUGGUGAAGUCGCGAAUGCAGAACCAGCUCAAGGUGGAGGGCCAAGUUCCCAAGUACAAGCACACGAUCCCGUCCCUCAUCACAGUCGUAGGGGAGGAGGGAUUGGCAGCCGUGUACAAGGGCAUCGGCCCACGGCUCGUCCGGCUGGGCCCCGGCGGCGGAAUCAUGCUCGUUUCCUUCAAUGCCAUCUUGGACCUACUCAACGACUUAUGA